Messenger RNA from Pangasianodon hypophthalmus (striped catfish), 5801 nucleotides. RefSeq names its product interferon gamma receptor 1-like (gene ifngr1l). The record is from RefSeq and is a predicted model, not a curated record. The coding region runs from base 504 to 1655 and encodes 383 amino acids. Gene Ontology annotation, molecular function: protein binding. The transcript has 7 exons. NCBI's taxonomy places the organism in Eukaryota, Metazoa, Chordata, Actinopteri, Siluriformes, Pangasiidae.
CGCUCUUAAAUUCUCAUUACAGGCGCUUAUCUAAACUCUCACAUCCUAGACCUGCUUUACAAGGACUUUUCCUGGUCAGGUGUGAAAGAGUUAAUAACUAAACCGCUCCCGCAGACCGUGUGAACAGAGCGGGGGGAAAAAACCGGCUCUGUCCUAAACGCCUCCGUGGUGCUGCAGUGUGCUGCUUAGGGAGUAGUAGCCUUUGUUUUAGACACUGUUUAGGGGACCUAUAUAGAGGAAGUCAUUUGUGAUUGAACUAACGUGCUUCGGGAAGUCCGUGGAGUUUGAGGGGAAAUUCAGAAGUUGGUUGCCAUUUGUUAAAGGAAGCUGCUGUGGAGAAGUGAAAUUUAACGCGCUGUGAACUGUUAUUGUGUUAGCCUGCUAGCAUCAGCGUAUUCCAUCACCAAAUGGGACGAAGGAUGUUUUGCAAGACUGGAUGAACAUCUCAUGAAAUUGCCUGAUAAUAUCUGAUAUUUUUCUUUGUUAUAAAUCUUUGAAACACAAUGCUGAAGAUGCCGAGAUUCAGCUUCCAGCUGCCUGUUUAUGUGGCCCUGAACCUCGCCUUCUCUUCUGUUGUUCUUUCCACAGCUCCUGCCCCAACCAAUCUCAGUGUGACAUGCCACAAUUUUAAAAAUAUGUUAUACUGGAACUACAGUGAACCCGAUCUACGGCCUGAAUUCACCAUAAAUAUCCACAGAUAUACAAGUGGACUGGUGUUAGUACGCACCAAUCAGACCUACCUGGAUGUCAGUGAAUACACUGAGGAUACUGAUGGUUACUACAUAACAGUGGAAGCUCAACCAGAAGGAUCAGAAGAGAAGGUUGUAUCUGAAGGCACUCGCUUCAGCUACAGCGAAGAUUUUGACACUGACAUCGAAUGUGUGGUGGACUUCCCGGCGUUGGAGAUUUCCGUCCAACAACACAAACUUGAAUUCUCCUUUUCUCAUCCCUGUUUGGUCCAUAAUGUUGAAGCUCUCAAAAAAAUUUUUGAAUACAUUGUCUUGUUUAACGAGGUGAAGAGCAGCUUUGAUUGUUAUUGUGAUGAAGAGGUGUGCACAGAAGAGAUCCAACUUUAUGAUAAUUUUUAUGGAAGGUGCGUGAAUGUACGCGUCGAAGGAUCUGUUAAUGGCAUACCAACUGAAAUUUCCAGAGACGUCUGUGACCCAGUAGCUCCUGAUAAUACGGAUUGGACAAUGCUUCUGACCAUUUUGCUAUGCUCUGGGGUUGGCCUUGUGUUAUUAAUAAUAUUGGGAGCCCUGAUUUUUAAGAAACUGACUCAGCCUGACUCUCAAAGCACAAUAAUCUCCAAAAUCCUGGGAAUGGUGAACUCUGAUCGUGUCGUUCAUGUGCCCGAGCAGCCUGCUCUGUCCGAAGUGAUGUCUGUAGGUCACACCCCACUGAUGGAGACCACCGAUCAGGCUCUUUUAGACUUCUCUACCCCCACCUGUGACAAAAAUCCUCUCUUUCCCACUCAUGUCCCCACUCACUUCAAUACUGAUGCAAUGUUACCAGAAGAGGAAGACCAUGGAGAGGUGACAGAUGAGGCAGAUUCUGGAGACUUUAACAGCGGUAACAGCUUCUCAGGCUAUGACAGCCAUAAGUUCCCUAUUGAUAUGGGACAAGGAGACAUAGUAGAGGCUUAUGGGCCACGUUAGCCUUAAAGUGCACACUCAGAAAAAAGUGGCCUUGAGCCAGAAAUUGGUAAACAAGCCUAUUUCAAAAGAUUCUGUACUUGCGGUUGCUUUGCAUUGCAACAUUUACCAGACAAGUUUAUUACAGCAUGAUAACAAUGCAUUCAUAUACUAUAUUGGAUAUUCAUAGAUCUGCAAACCUUUACACAUUUUGUGUGCCUCUGUAGAUCGGCAUACACUGCUGCAAGUUAUUACGCAAAAAUACGCCAACAGAAUCUUUUUCCCCACAAUAAAAACAGCAGAUGAGCCAAUCACAAUAUAAACCUGGAAUGAGUAACGUUUGAAGCUCCGCCCCCUUGCCUUCCAUUUCACAUUAGUAAUGUUUCAUCCAGUGACUUGAUUUUCCUCGCUUGAAAGUUUCAGGUAAUACUGUAUAUUAGACAUUCAUUCGAUUGGGGAAAUAGGAACCUGUUGCCACCAUUCAGUUCUAGUUAGUGAGCUUGGCUUUACUGUUACCUUUAUAGAGUUUCUUCAUUUUUCUAACAAACACUGUUACACACAGUGCUGGGAAAGGUUUUCAAAUUAAGGAGAAAUGCAAAUACAUUCAACUGAAAAAUUUCACCUGCAGUUGUUGAAUUAAAAUGUAGAUAUUUUUCAGUGUGGACAGUACCUUCUGACUUACGUGCAGAAGAAAACUGAAAUGAAGCAUGGACUGAUUGAUUUUAUUGGUCUACAUUCUGUUCAGAUAAAGCCAUUGGUGUGGUUUUUUUUUUUUUUUUUCUUUUGGGAAGAAACAAAUGUGGUAGACUGUUAUUUGGGUUAAUUUGAGGUCUGAAAUUUGGCCCUUUAAGUUUUAAUGUUAAAAUGCACUAAUGUCUUCUUUUUUUUUUUUUUUUUUUUUUUAAAGUCAUCAAUGAUGACUAAGAGUUGGACAAUUUGCUGUUUUGUUUUUAUUUUUUAAAUGCUUUCAAUAAUAGCUUUAAAUUAGAGUUGUGUGAAAACAGAAAAAGAGCUAAGGUGUCUUAGCAUGUGCCAAGUAAAGGACGUAGUCAGUUACUGGCCUUUGGAGGUCCAGCAUUUUAUAACUGUUGCCUUGAAUUCUGCAAAGACAGCAAAGUCUUUGGGCACUUUAAAUAAGUUGAAUUAGAUGGACUGAGUUUGAUCAGUGUCAUUCCUCAUAAUCCUAAGUGCGGUAAAAGAGCUCGAGCCAUACAAAAAAACUUGCUGUCCUCUAUUAAGAAAAAAUACUGGAUUUUUCCAGCCUGCUUAUCGAUUGUUCUGCAGACAUCUGUUACUUGUUAGAGCACUUGAUAAAAUAUGUUUCUAACUUGAUAUGACAGACAGGAUGUUUUACCUGAUUAUGAAUAGUAACAGUCUAUGUGCUUCGUUCCACCGAACAGUAGCAUGGCAAAAUCAAUGUAAUAAGCAUUAAUUGUACAGCAGCAGCGGCGUGGAAUGCAAUCACAGUCAUAAAAUAAUACCGCCUCUUCUGCUUUGUGUACUGUGUAUUUGCCUCGUCAUCUACGCUAGGCAAGUGUUCACACGUUCCUCCGUACGCGUCUAGCAAGCAUCGCCUAAUAUGCACUGCAUGUUUUACUUUCACACGUUUUACCGUAGAGACUGAUCAGGGAGGGACACAUAAUCAUUUAUUUGUGACCAAAAAUGUUGCACCUUAUAUAAACAUGUUUGUUUUAUAUAUAUAAAUAUAUAUGUGUGUGUGUGUGUGUGUGUGUGUGUGUUUGUGUGUACUAUAAUAUAUAUACACUGUGCAAAAGUCUUAGGCACAUGCCAAGAAAUGCUGUAGAGUAAAGAUACCUUCAAAAAUAAUGAAAUUAAAAAAAUACUGUUUACUGCUCUUUACAGUAUUAAAUGAAACAAAGUCAAUAUUUGGUGUGACGAUCCUUCGCUAAAAAAAAUAGUAGUCUCAGGUACAAUUUGUGCAGUUAAAGAAAUUAGCUGUAAGUGUUACUGAGCAUUCCUGCAGAAGCAGCCACAGUUCUUCUGGAACUGGAACUUCUCCUUCAUUAUAUUUUUUUGUCUGAAAAGUGUGUCUUAUGUAAUAUGCUGCUGUCUUUACUGACAUACAAACAUUUUUCUGAAACAUUUAAUUUUGUGCUGGAAAACUAAUGUUUGGAAAUCAGUAAUAUAGAAGUCAUAAAAUACAAAUCUAUAGCAAAGUUUGUACUAAAAAAAAAAAAGGUGCCUAAGAUUGCCUAAGACAUUAGCACAGUACUGUGUAUAUAUAUGUGUAUAUAUAUAUAUAUAACCCUUUUGAUUUGCUUAAGCAGCUGGCCUUUUGGAGUGUUAUAAACUGUGUCUUAAGAGUCUUGUAUAAUUUCACCAACUAAACUACUGCUACAGUUGUAUCAUGCUUAUACUGGUAUGUAUUGAUAUAUGACAUUAAGCAGCUGUUCUUGGUGAAAUAAAUAAAUAAAUAAAUAAAAUUGUGUAUGUGAUUAGAUAGAUACAGUUGGGAUCAUAGGUUUAUAUACACCUAGCAGAAUCUACAAAAUGUUAUAUAAAUAAUUUAAAAAUAAAUAAGAGGGAUCAUAAAAAUUGCAUUUUGUUUUUAUAUAGUACUGCCCUGAAUCAGCUAUUUCACAUAACAGAUGUUUACAUAUAGUCCACAAGACAAAAUAAUAUCUGAAUUUACACAAAUGAACCAGUUCAAAAGUUUACAUACACUUGAUUCUUAAUCCUGUGUGUUGUUACCUGGAUGAUCAACGACUGUUUUUAUGGUUUGUGAUCGUUGUUCAUGAGGCCCUUGUUUGUCCUGAGCAGUUAAACUGCCCACUGUUCUUCAGAAAAAUCCUCCAGGUCCUGCACAUUCUUUGCUUUUCCAGCACCUUCUGCAUAUUUGACCCCGUUUCAACAGUGAUUGAUGUUGAGAUCCAUCAUUUCACACUGAGGACGACUGAGGGACUCGUACACAACUAUUACAAAAGGUACAAAUAUUCAUCGAUGCUCAAGAAGGCAACACGAUACAUUAAGAGCCAGGGGGAUGUAAACUUUUGAACAAGAUGAUUGGUGUAAAUUAUUAUUUUGUUUAAAGAUCUUAUUUGUUCAUUUAGCACUGCCUUUCAGAAGCUACAAAAGAUAUUUCCAUGCUUCCCAGAAGAUUUUGCAGAUUCUGCAAUGCGUAUGUAAACUUAUGACCCCAACUCUAGAUAGAUAGAUAUAUAGAAUUACCUUUUUUUCUGUUACUGUAUUCAUUCAUUUAAUUUUUUAAUCCUUUUUGCAUUCAUUUAUUUUUUGUACAGGUAGCUUGUGGCAUCUUUUCAUCUUUUAAUUCACUUACUUCUUGAUCAGCAUUGUCACUUACUUUUUUUUAACCCACACCCUUCAAGUACUUAACAAAAUAACUGAUCUAAUCUUUAAAAGUAAUAAAAUUCAGUUAAAAACAACUGUAUAGAAUUGUGUCUUUGCGUUUGAGAUACUAUCAUUCCCUAUAUAACUGGUGAAAUACAGUUAUUGGAAGUGAAUUCAGAUUUUAAAGGCCUGUGACAAGGAAAUAAGGACUUUUAUCACACACUGCUAUUAAUUCACUGAUAUUAUAAAAAGCAUACAGACACUGGCUUUUCUUGCAUUUAAACCAGGUUUACUAUCAGAAGUCAAAAAAAAAAAGUCAAUAAAAUAAUAAUUUUCAAAUUUCCACCUUCAUGCAUGACUACCUUGUGUGUUAAUGUUAAUACUGUACUGGGAAUAAGAACUAAUAACAGAACCCACUGAUUUUUUAUACUCUUAAAUCUUGAUCCCAAUUUUUUUUCUUCACAGGCAUUAUUUAAAAAAAAUUACUAACGCCUCCAUAAAGACAGCGCUUUCCAUGAAAGCAGAGAGAGAUCCUGCCGCACUUGGAGACGCUGCCUCAGAUGGCUCGGAGUACGCGUGCGUGAAAAAUGUUGCGCAUGCGCGUUGCAAACUGAGACGAGGAAACCUGAAGGUAGGCUUUACGCUUUACGCUUGCCCGUUUUCCGACAAAUCCCGCCUUCUUUUGCUAGGAUUGGCUACUGGUUGAUACACAAACAGCUCACCGAUUGGACGUCUGACCAGCUUGCUGCUUAGACCGGAAACAGUAGAUGCGUCAAUGGCGCCGCCAUCUUGGAGAGAGCAAAGUUCACUGAUUCUCCAAAAAUUCUGGCACAAUGAGCAAUAAUUGGAUGAAAAAUAGGA